Messenger RNA from Ambispora gerdemannii, 321 nucleotides. Lineage: Eukaryota; Fungi; Glomeromycota; Glomeromycetes; Archaeosporales; Ambisporaceae. The record is from the annotation of a GenBank genome assembly.
AUGGCUAAAUACGACCACCUUUCCAAAGAGGAAUUAUUAAGAAUUAUUGAAAAACAGGAGAAAGAGUUGGAAAUCAAAAAAUAUGGUCUCGUUUGGGAUAGAGAAAGAGAAUCCGAGAAAGUAGUUUUAGAGUGUGAAAAUAAUUUACCGAUACUUAAAAGAAUUAGGGAAAGGCAAAUUAAAACUGACAAUAGCGAUGACAACAUUUUAAUUGAAGGAGAUAACUAUCAUUCCCUUACUGUCCUUAAUUACACGCACAAGGGAAAAAUCGACCUAAUUUAUAUCGAUCCUCCUUAUAACACCGGAAAAGAGGAUGAGUGA